GCGUGAUCAACAUGUCGUCCUUCAUCCGCUUCGUUGCGGCACUAUGCCUGGCCGUGCUCUUCGCCGGUAGGGCGAAUGCGAAGGUCCAGGGUGUUUUUGCCCAUUACAUGGUAAGACAUCCCACUAUACUCCGACUAUCUAAGUAACAGACAGUCUAACCUCACCAGGUCGGCGGCAUGGGUACCAUCGAUCAAGCCCUCACCGACGUCAAGGAAGCACAAUCCCUCGGCCUCGACGCCUUCGCGCUCAACGUCCAGCAGCCCGACGAGUGGUGGACACGCGCCUCGCUCGACUUCCUCUUCGAGGCCUCCUCCCAAACCAACUUCAAGCUCUUCUUCUCCAUGGACAUGGCCGUGAUCCCCUCCCCUUCCGACUGCGCCCCGGUCCUCAAAAAAUACAUCACCCACCCGGCCUACUACCACGUCAACAACCGCCCCUUCCUCAGCACCUUCCGCGGCGGCGCCCAAUCCAACGCCAACCAACAAUGGAACUCCGUCUUCGAAUCCCUCCCCGCCGGCGCCAAGAACCCCUUCUUCGUCCCCAACUUCGAAGACCACUCCUCCGUCUCCUCCGACGGCGUCUACCCCGACUCCAUCUUCGCCACCUUCCCCAGCCUGGACGGCGUCAUGUCCUGGGAGACCGCCUGGCCGCGCUCGGGCGAGUCCGCCUCGGCCAUCAACGGCACGCUCGACAUCGACGCCACCAACCUGGCCAUGACGCGCGACGCGAUAAAGGCAUACAUGCUGCCGCUGUCGACGUUCCAGGCGAAGCACCACCCGGAGCAUGGGAACUGGUUCCGCAUCGGCGGGCUGAACCUGCCGCGGCGGCUGAUCGGGGCGCUGGAUAUGCAGCCGGAGUUUGUGGAGCUGCUGACGUGGAAUGAUGCCGGGGAGGGGCAUUAUUUUGGGAAUUUGUGGCCCGAGUCGAUGCCGGAUCCGGUUAUGGCUGAGAUGGUGCAGGGGUGGGGCCAUAAGGCGUGGAUGGUGGUGCUGAGACCGUUUGUGGCGGCGCUGAAGGGGGGUGCUGGUGGUGCUGCGGGGGUUUUGCCGGAGGGGCGGUUUGAGGGCGCGUUUUGGUAUCGGCCUUUGUUGAAGGGGGCGGAGUGCUGGGGGGAUAAGUUGGGAUUGGGGACGCCGGGAGGUUUGGAGGCGGCGGAUGAUGCGGUGAAUGUGGUGGUUAUGUUGGGAAAGGAGAGCGAGGGGGUGAAGAUUAGGGUUCUGAGUGGGGGGAGUGUGGUGGAUGAGUUUGAUGGGAAGGUGGGGAUGAACAUGCACCAGGUUGAUGUGAAGAAGGGGGAGCAGGUGGUGCAGUUGGUGGCAGGGGACGGGAAGGUUAUUGCGGAGGGUCGAGGGAAGAAGUCAGUCACGGAUCAGAUGCAGGAUGUUGGGGGUAUCUGCAACUUCAACUACCAGGUUGUCAAAAUCGAGUAA
Chaetomium fimeti is the source of this 1430-nucleotide messenger RNA. Its product is annotated as glycoside hydrolase. NCBI's taxonomy places the organism in Eukaryota, Fungi, Ascomycota, Sordariomycetes, Sordariales, Chaetomiaceae. Bases 177 to 1430 code for a protein of 417 amino acids. The record is from RefSeq and is a predicted model, not a curated record. Gene Ontology annotation, molecular function: glucan endo-1,3-alpha-glucosidase activity. The transcript has a single exon.